Limulus polyphemus (Atlantic horseshoe crab) is the source of this 1209-nucleotide messenger RNA. RefSeq lists its product as uncharacterized. The annotation marks the transcript as partial. The transcript has 19 exons. NCBI's taxonomy places the organism in Eukaryota, Metazoa, Arthropoda, Merostomata, Xiphosura, Limulidae. The record is from RefSeq and is a predicted model, not a curated record.
CGAUACCCUUAAGCGUUCGAGGACAUUCUAUUUUAAUAUUUCGUGACCCGUGGUCGAAGUUAGUUUAUGAUAGCGUGAUCAAAGUACGUGCUUUGCAGCAUAAUUAUUCAAAUAAGUCGCAUUAUAGAUUUUCCAUGAAGACCACACUAGCGUCCAUGAAGACCACACUAGGAGUGAUGUGUGUUUUGUUUUUGACUGUGGUCCACACACAGGGUCCAGGACGACGUAUGCUAUGUAACGCUGAUUUCCCAAUAUACGUGGACUGUCUCACAAAAAAAGGAUUACCUGAGCACAACAAAACUUACUGGGAAUGCCGAGAGAUGGCAAAACCGUCUGUUACUGAUGAAGUUUUCUUCAAAAAAGUGUGUCGAGACGAUGACGUUAGACAUCAGUUUCGAGAUUGUAUCCACCAACGCAAGUUGAACGGUACUAUCCCUCCUGUUCCAACGGUGUGUAAAAAAAUCCUCGGGCAACGGAAUCUUGGUAAAGGGGUUCGUCGCUAUCUUUGUGCGAACAAGGAACGCUACAAGUGUAUGAAAGUAAAAGCACCAGCCGAGGAUCUGAUAAUGAUGGACAACUGUCAGAAGAAAGCUUUUCCUGGUGUCGCCCCGGAGCAGUUUCUCAGCACCGUGUGUAAUAACAACGACCCAGGGGUAGUCGACUCAGCUGAGAAGUUUGGACUAUGCAUGAUAAAAAAUACAGUCACAGACAACCAGGGAAUGUACCCUCCUACAUACAUUAAGGAAUGUCGAAAUGCUGGAGACAAGAAAGUGAAUUUCAAAGAUGAUAAGUUUGAACUGCAAGGGAAGAAUGUCCGGGAAUUUAUAUGUGGGAACAACAUCCGUUAUGAAUGUGUAAAAAAUAAGGCAUCAUCAAAUGAGCUGUCAAUUUUAAAACAGUGUCAAGAUAGAACAUUUUCUGACGUCUCUAUUGAAAACUUCUUCAGCUUUAUGUGUAGCUCCACCAAUGAAUCUGUUGUACUUCAGAUAGGACAGUGGGCCUUCUGUGUGGCAGAAAACAGCCAAGUCUCUCGGACUGAAAAAGGACCUCCUGAUUAUCUAAUGGAAUGCACAAAUCCGGGUCAAAGUGUGACACCUCAGGCAGUUAAAGAGUUUUUCUGUGAACAACCAACCAGAUAUCAGUGUGUACAGAGGGCGGUUUCUGAAGGGGUAAUAAAAUUGCGUUACGUUUUUUGUUAUUUAACUAUAA